Molecule: messenger RNA, 3666 nt
Organism: Falco peregrinus (peregrine falcon)
Lineage: Eukaryota; Metazoa; Chordata; Aves; Falconiformes; Falconidae
Gene: MPL
Product: MPL proto-oncogene, thrombopoietin receptor
Exons: 12
Coding region: 1818-3626 (602 amino acids)
Biological process (GO): immunoglobulin mediated immune response; cytokine-mediated signaling pathway
Cellular component (GO): external side of plasma membrane
Molecular function (GO): protein binding; cytokine receptor activity
Source: RefSeq, a predicted model, not a curated record
GCCCCAGCACACCCUGAAAAGUCCCAGGUGUCAUCAUGCGAUGGGGGUGUGUUUUCUUAGUAUGCAAUGGGGAUCUCUGCUCCUGCAAUUUAAGAUUUUGUCUGGUCCCCAAGGGACAGACUAUGUCCUUCCUCUGCGCAACUGCCUCUCAUGUGCUUGAAAACUGUUCCUGCGCCUUCUCCUCAGUUGUCUGCUCUUCAUGGGGAUGGCCCUGCUCCUCUGGCCAGCCCCUGCAGGGCUGUGCAGCUCUGCACCCUUCCCGCCCUGGCCAGCCAGUGCCUGCCCAGCGCUGCGCCGAGCGUUGGGUAACUUCCCACGUAUUGCAAAGGGACGAUCAUGUUCAACCAGCCUGCCUGAACACAUGCUGCUGGGGUGAUUCUCUCUCAUGUGGCAGUCCCUCAUGGACCACUGGGGCUCUGUGCUGACCCUCUUGUGGGAGCUCCUGUCCCUGGCUGCGGUCCCUCAUCCUGCCCUGCCGCCGCUUGUUGUAGUGACAUGGGGUGGGCUUCAUCUCUGUUGGCUUCAGCUUGCUAAGCCCUAGGUGUGCCACCUAGCCGCCCACCUAGCUGUCUUCUGUGGUCUGUGGAAGCAAGGGCUGCUCCUCCAGAGCCCAGUAUCCCCACCAAGGACAGGGGGAUUUGCAUUUGCCCUUCCGGGCAAAAGUCUUUUUUCCCCCAGAAGGUGUUUCGACCCUGUCAAUACCAUUUUGAUUUUCCAUUCUGGCUUCCAGUGCUCUUUGGUGUGAGCUGCAGCCCUUAGUAAGCAGUCUCUGCCCCAUCACUGAGGUGCCCAGUGAAACAGUGACGGGGACUGGCCCACACAGGCAACCUGACAUGUGCCACCACCUCUGCACCUCCUCUGCUGCCAGCCAGAAACAGCAUCUGAGGCAGCGUCAUCAGCCCUGCUCAAACCGAGGGCUUCCUGCUUUUUGCCUCCCUGAUGGCAAAGCCCAGUAGCCAGAUGAAGGAAGUGGGACUGGUUUGACAAAAUUUGACUGUGACAAAUUGGUACUGGCUGUUCUCAUCUCCCCUCAGUGCCUCCAGUGCUGUCCCUGGCUGCAGGGCAAGGAAAAGCCAACCCACCCUUGGCAUGGUAGGGACACGUGUGUGAGUGGCUCCUCGUGCCCCAGCUGGUGCUCCCCAGGCUGCGCCGCGGUGCUGCGCCCUGGCAGGGCAGGACACCCCUCCAGCCACCCGCGCUGAGCAGUGGUGGUGGGUUGGCAUGAGGUUGCGCAUGUCUGCAGGACCCCACCAUGGUGGCCCCGCUCCUGCACCAGCACCGCUAGUUAUCUGCGUGGGUCCUGCCAAUGCCCCCUGUGCCUGCAGCUCUCCUCCCAGCACAGCCACAGGGACGGUGCUGCUGGGCCAUGCAGAGCAGACCCAGCGCACACUGGUGCCAGGCAGCACAGGGCGGGAUGGAGCCAGAGCAGCCACCCCAUGUCCCACGCUCCCACGUGCCUGCAGCCCCCAAGAGCCUGCCCUGCCCUGCACAGGGGCCUCCCUGGUUUCUCAGGCGUUGUUUUUCUUCCUACCCCAGCCUCCCGGCAUGCCGGUAGCCACAAGGGCAGGACGUGCCGCCUAUCUGAUAGGAGCAGUCUCUCUUGGCACUGCGGCUCGUGGCGGAGGGGCUGCAAGCACCGCGGUUUUGGGCACAGGGAAGUGCUGGUGAUGGGGCGGGGGGAGCCUCCAGCCAGGCUUCCUGAGCUGCACAGCCACCACUUCCCAGAUAAAGGUAUCACCCGGAGGAGCUGCAGCAGCUCUCAGGGUGCUGGGAAGGGCUGAGUGUGGCACGCACAGCCCUGGCACACGCGUUGCAGGAUGGCAGCCUGCCUGUGCCAGGGCUGGGUGCUCUCGCUGCUCCCUGCCGUCCUGCUCAGCCUCCACAGCCCGCCGCCGGCCCCUGAGCCAGUGACAUCACAAGAUGCUGCGCUGCUGGUGGGAGUGCCUGAGGACAUCCUCUGCUUCUCUCGCUCCUUUGAGGACCUCACCUGCUUCUGGGAUGAGGAGGAGGAGGCGGCGGCAAGCGGGAUGUGCCACUUCUACUACUGGUACAGCAGGGACAUGCCCACAGCAUGCACAGUCUCCACAUGGCGCCAUGGAGCUGGUGGGACACGGCACGCCUGUAUGUUCCCUGGCCAGGAUGUGCGUCUCUUUACCCAACUGCACCUCCGUGUCCUGGAUGCCACCACCAACCAGACCAAGUACUGGCGGGAGCUCAGCGUGGAUGCGGUGGGUCUCAUCGCUCCCCCGGCAAACAUCACAGCCCGCUGGGCUGGGGCUGCAGGGCAGCUCUGUGUGUCAUGGCAGCCACCGCUCGCAGACUACCUGAACUUCUUCCUCUACGAGGUGCAGUACUGCCCUGCCAGCUCCCCAGAGAUGCUGUGCAGCACCACGCUGGACCCCAGCGGGCAGCACCUCGGGGACCCCUCCAGCCAGCCAGCCGUCAGCACCCACGCACCCAUGGCCAGGGCAGCCACAGCCUCCCUGGGAGCGCGGCAGGAGCUGGUCCAGACCAACACCUGGGUGGUCCUCCAGAACCUGCAGCCAGGGGUGAGGUACCACAUCCAGGUGCGCAGCAAGCCAGAUGGCACCUCCUUGGAUGGUGUCUGGGGGCCCUGGUCUCAGGCAGUGGCUGCGGAGACACCCCACUCCUCCGGAGACAUCGGGCUGCACUGCAGCACCCCUGACUUGCAGCACGUGCUCUGCGAGUGGAGCUGGGACCCCACAGAGACCGGCAGCUCCCACCAACUCUUCUACCGGCCACCUCCAAGCAGGGCUGGCACAAGGGAAGAUGCAUGGCGCCAGUGCAAGGAGGCGAGUGUGAGGGCACAAGGCACCCAUGUCUGCACUUUCCAGCCCAGGGCUGGCAGCACCAUCUCUGUCCUGGUGAACAUCACCCGGCCCCUCGCACUGCCCACGCUCAGCUACUUCAAGGAGCCCUUCUGGCUGCAUGAGGCCGUGCUCACAGAUGCCCCACAGCUCGUGCAGGCAACAGUGUCACAGGGCCGGCUGAGCCUGCAGUGGCUGCCACCCCUGGAGGCACUGGCAGAGCAGCUGGAAUACCAGGUCCGCUAUGGCGUGGAGAACAGCCACGACUGGAAGGUCCUGCAGGUCCCGCGGGCAGCCAGGAAAGAAGUCCUUGACCUACGGCCAGGCGCCCGCUACCAUGCCCAGGUGCGGGCCCAGCCCAGCGGGCCAUGGUACCAGGGCAGCUGGAGCGCCUGGUCCAAACCCGUGGUGGUUGAUGCCAUGGCCGAUGCGGGCUGGAUCAUCCCGAGUGUUACGGUGGUUCCACUGCUGUUCACAGGAGUGCUCCUGGGGCUGCGCUGCACCUUCCCCUCCCUCUACAGCAACGUGAAGCAGAAGCUGUGGCCCCCCGUCCCCGACCUGCACCGCGCACUGGGCAGCUUCCUCCACGAAAGCAGCAAGCACGGCCAGGCCAACGCCUUCUACAAGCAGCCGCCGGAGGAGGAGGCCGUCCUGCCCUGCCUGCUGGAGGUGCUGCCCGGCCCGCGGCGGGAGGCGGCCGCGCCGCCGGAGCACGCCGCCGGCCGGCUGCCCAGCACCGACAUCGCCAACCAGUCCUACCUGCUCAUGAGCGGCUGGGAGCCGCGCGGGCCGCCCUGAGCCGGCCCCCCCGCCCGAACAUAAACGCGAGGCACAUCCA